This is a messenger RNA of Pocillopora damicornis (cauliflower coral), 701 nucleotides long. RefSeq lists its product as uncharacterized. NCBI's taxonomy places the organism in Eukaryota, Metazoa, Cnidaria, Anthozoa, Scleractinia, Pocilloporidae. The record is from RefSeq and is a predicted model, not a curated record. Gene Ontology annotation, biological process: proteasome-mediated ubiquitin-dependent protein catabolic process; protein polyubiquitination. Gene Ontology annotation, molecular function: ubiquitin protein ligase activity; protein binding.
UCUUUGUGCUGACCAUGAUGGGGAAGCCUGGGUUUCAUGAAUCUGAGAGAUCUGAGAGAUCUUGGUGGGUCUAUAAACCUAAUAAAAUCGCUGACCUGCACCACAGGUUUCGUCUGAGGGGAGAGCGCUGGCACAGACGACUAUCGGUCAGAGAUACAGGGAAAGUAAUGACCCUGGGGGACGGGACGGCAGUGGAGGAAUAUGACAGUAAUGGAGAAUUUGUUCGCAGUUUUGGAGAAGAAAUAUUGAGGUAUGCGGUGGAUAUCACUGUUGCUAACGAUGGCCGUGUUUUAGUAUUGGACAAUGAUGAUCCCUCCCGCAGCGAUACUCUCAAAGCAGAUUUGGUUGUUCACAUAUUCAGUGAACACGGCGACUAUCUGAACAAGUUCAAACUGAAAAGAAGUUUCUUUAAGUACACGAGCAUCACAUUUCAACCAGCAGGUGAACAUGUCGUCGUCGCUGGUAUAGACUUAAACAGAAACCUCCUGGAGGUUAAAAUAUUGAGCAAAGAUGGUGAGUUUGUUCGUAGUGUACAAAUCCAAAAUUGUGACGAGUUCUUUGAAGUAAGAGGGAUUGCAAUGAACAAUGAUGGACGCAUUGCUGCUGUUAUAACAAAUUUAAAAAAUGGUAAAGUAGUCGUUUUAUAAACUGCUGUUUCUUGUUCCAAAUUGUUCGCUAAUUUUUUUUGGCUUGGGAAUUCG